Molecule: messenger RNA, 1596 nt
Organism: Exophiala aquamarina CBS 119918
Lineage: Eukaryota; Fungi; Ascomycota; Eurotiomycetes; Chaetothyriales; Herpotrichiellaceae
Exons: 5
Coding region: 1-1596 (531 amino acids)
Biological process (GO): nucleobase transport; transmembrane transport
Cellular component (GO): plasma membrane
Molecular function (GO): nucleobase transmembrane transporter activity
Source: RefSeq, a predicted model, not a curated record
AUGAUCAAUCAUGACAUCAAGCCUAUUGAGCCUGAACGAAGGAAAUGGGGGUCGUUGGCCUUUAUUUCACUUUGGUCGGUUGUAGCAUUCAAUAUGAGCAACUUUCAACUUGGGUCUUCCCUCUUAUCAGUUGGACUGAAUUGGUGGCAGAGCGUCGUGGCAACGCUCCUCGGCCAUAUAUUCGCUGCCGUGCUUAUUAUCAUUGUAUCCUUCCCAGGAUUAUACUACCACAUCUCUUUCCCAUUAUCCCAAAGAAUGACAUGGGGCUUCAAUGGUGCAAUUUUCGUCGUGAUGAAUCGAAUCCUGCUGUCUGUAAUCUGGUUCGGCGUCCAAAGUUGGCAAGGAGGUUUGAUGACAUACGUCUGUCUCAGAUCAUGGUUUCCUAGUAUCGACAACCUACCCCCAACAUUUUCGCCGUCUACUGGUAUGAACCUCGCUCAGUUUGUAGGAUUCAUUGUUUUUUUCGUCCUACAGCUGCCGUUCCUCUUGGUGAGCCCGGCCCACCUCCGAUAUCUAGCAUAUGUCAGCACCGUCGUGGGAUUGAUUGUUCAGCUUGUUCUCGUCAUCUGGGCUUGCUCAACCAUGGAGGCUUUUGGUGACAUACUGAACAACACACACAACGUUGGUGGGGGCCAGCUUGGCUGGUCUUUUGUGUUCGGCAUAACGGUCACCAUGUCAAGUAUUACCAGCGGGACUCUUUCGGUUUGCGAUUACACUCGAUUUGCGAAAAGACCUCGAUCCGGGAUCCUGCCUCAGUUUGCUGGAUUUUUGCCGGCAUGGCUCUCCAAUGUCUUCGGCAUCUUGACGGUUGCCGGUACUCAGAAGAGAUUCGGAGCGGAGCUGUGGAGUGUUGUUCAGUUACUGAUGGCCAUUCAAGACCAGAAUCCAACAACAGCCACGCGCUGUGCUGUCUGGUUUGCCGGCUUCUCAUUCCUCAUAAAUCAACUCGCCCUCAAUAUUAUAGGAAACUCGUUCUCUGGAGGUACAGACAUGGCGUCCCUACUACCAAAGUACAUCAACAUUCGACGUGGACAGUACUUGACGGCAAUACUAGGACUUGUUAUCAACCCAUGGUACUUAGUAUCUGGGGCCCUGGUUUUUCUGUCGGUGAUGUCGGCAUACACUGUGUUCUUACAGCCCUUCCUGGGAACGGUGGCUGCCAGCUAUUUCGUCCUGUACAAACAGCGCAUCAAAGUUUCGGAUUUGUACAAGCUCAGUGGCAAUAUCUACUGGUACAAUCAUGGCGUCAACUGGAGAGCUAUUGUUUCCUGGGCUGUCGGCGUUGCUCCGCAUCUCCCAGGUUUUUUGCACACGGUCAACCCCACCAUUAAAGUUGGUACCGGAGCAGAGCAUAUGUAUCUCUUGACGGCAAUCAGCAGUUUCGCAAUUAGUUUCACUAUGACAGUAAUUCUCGGGUACAUGUUUCCCGUUCGGUCGCAGCAGGAAUUUGUCAAUUCGGUUAGUCGCCAGGAAGCAAUCCAGCUGAAGGAGGAUUUCAUCAACAGCUCCGAUAUCAUGCGUGGGGUUGAAGUGCCUUUGCCAGGAGAGAAGAGCUCUCGUAUUUCAGAAAUCGAGAAAGAUUCUGAGAAGAUGUAA